Molecule: messenger RNA, 951 nt
Organism: Ustilaginoidea virens
Lineage: Eukaryota; Fungi; Ascomycota; Sordariomycetes; Hypocreales; Clavicipitaceae
Exons: 3
Coding region: 1-951 (316 amino acids)
Biological process (GO): translation
Cellular component (GO): ribosome
Molecular function (GO): structural constituent of ribosome
Source: RefSeq, a predicted model, not a curated record
AUGGUGUCAAAAGCCGGCCUACGAUGCCUCAACCAGGCAAUGGCUGCCCUCAGAGUGUCUGCCAAGCCAGCAACUCUCAGCAAUGCCGUCACCCGGUCAAUGGCCACUGAAGUGCCCGCCCGCACCAUCACAAGAUCCGCAUCGACACAGUCCAUAAUGCAGUCGUGGAACCCCACAUCCACCGUCCCCGUAACCAUCCACAGCUUUCCCUCUCUAGAACCAACCUCUGUCGAGAAAUGGCCCGUUCACCACCUCUACCUCCCUCUUCGCCGCGACAUCCUCCACCACGCCAUCGUCUACGAAGGCGACAACACUCGGCAAGGCACUGCCUCCAGCAAAACCCGCUACGAGGUCCACGGUUCCCACCGCAAAAUCCGUCCACAAAAGGGAACAGGACGUGCGCGGUUGGGAACCAAGCAAAGUCCCUUACUUCGCGGUGGUGGCAAAACCUUUGGCCCCAAGCCUCGCGACUUCGGAACCAAGCUCAACCGCAAAGUCUACGAUAAAGCGUGGCGAACAGCCCUGAGCUACCGCUACAGACGUGGUGAGCUGAUCAUUUGCGAGGACGGCAUGGAGCUUACCAUGCCGUCCGACUUUGAGAUGCUGGCUGCCAAGUACAUGAAGGAUGGGCUCCUGGAGUCCUACCUCAAGAAAUACAUGACCAGCGUGCUGGCUACUCUUGGUCUAGGUCGUGCUGAUGGUCGCACGCUGUUUGUUACGGGCGAGCCAAGUAAGCGGUUGUACGAGGCAAUGGAGCAGGUUCCCUGGGAGGGACGGGCCUUGAACCUUGAAGAUGUAGAUGUCAAGGAUUUGCUGGAGACGGGCAAAGUGGUUAUGGAGAGGAGAGUACUGAAGGAGAUGAUUGAAAGGCACCAGAGUGAUCUGGUUGCUCGUGUUGUGGCCGAUGGGAUUCCGAAAAGUGGCCCUUCCACUGGUGAAAUCGUCUUGUAG